AUGUCCGAGCACCGUGGGCUUAAUCUCAGUGAUCCAUCCACCGGAUCAGAUGCCUCUUAUAUCACUCGCAACGCCAGGAUCGCGGAAAUCUAUUUGAAUGCCACACAGCUUGAGCAACUCCCGGACACAGUUAUUCUUGAGCGAUGCUUGAGUCUAAGAUCUGUCAUAUCUACAACCUCAACUUUCAGCCAGCUUCUCCAAACCGCGCGGAAACGACCACACCUGCAACAGAUAAAUCAGAUCGGAGUUGGCUUACAGGGUGUUGUUUUUGAAAGGGUUGGAAAAGAGUCUGCCUUGAAGAAGGAAAAACCAGGAAAUGAAAGUCGCUCGUCAAACUUGAGGAAGGAGUACACAAUCCACUGUCAGGUUUCGGCGGCAUUCGAGCGCUACCAACUUCUCACAAACUCGGAAACCUUGGUACCUAAGGCAUUUCGCUUCAUACCUAAGACAGGCGAGGAGUUGUUCUGGGAGGAGUUGUUGCCAAAGCUCCCACAAGAGUACCGCACUCGAGAUAACUCUAUGCUCUUGCAACGCAUUCUGCCUCUACCGAAAGUUGUUCGCCGCGCGUUGAUCAACAAGUUUAUCACUACGGAUGUUUCGCAAGCGAGAACCUUACUUGCAGAUCCGAGAAACAAGCACUGCCUAGCUAGAGUGUACCUUGGAAAAGAAAAUGGCACUUUGAGUCACGAGUCUCCCCUGAGAAACUUUCCUAUGUACCUCGACAACAUGAAGGAAAUCGGUAUCGACACGAUCAAGCUUGCCAACGCUCUUGCCGAGCAACGACUGCGCGGGAACCCACCAGACUUUCAGCACCGAGCAGUUUGUCUUUUCCUGCUUGACUUCGGUCAGUGUGACAUCGUCGACCUGAGUCAGGAAAGUGAGACUGUCUACCAGGCUUUCAAAGGAGCGAUGGUUACCGGUGAUAAUCAAUAUUUUAUCCCACACGCGAACCAACCCGAGUUGUUUGCUGCCUUCAAAGAGGGAUAUUCUGCAGCCGGAACAAUUAUUCUCGCCGACAAGCGCCUUGAAUCAAAAUUCGACAUGAAGGAGUUUAUACAGCAAUACGAAGAGUACGCCGAGGAUUUUCUUUAUUAG
This is a messenger RNA of Penicillium salamii, 1095 nucleotides long. Lineage: Eukaryota; Fungi; Ascomycota; Eurotiomycetes; Eurotiales; Aspergillaceae. The record is from the annotation of a GenBank genome assembly.